AUGUCUUCUGCCUCCAACUCCAACUACUGCUGUUCGUUGCUCAAGCUCUUCUGUGAAGCCCACAACCAAAUCCAAGCAAAGAAGCUUCACUGCUUUGUUCUCAAAACAGUCACAAACCCUGAAACUUUUCUCUGGAACAAUUUCAUCAGCUCGUACUAUAAGUUGGGCAACUUAACGUAUGCAAGACAUGUGUUCGAUCUAAUUCCUCAACCGAACCUCUUCUCCUGGAACACCAUCCUCUCAGCUUACUCCAAGUCUGGGCAUGUUUCCGAGAUGCACGAAAUCUUCAAUCGAAUGCCACGCCGAGAUGGGGUUUCUUGGAAUGCAGUCAUUUCGUGUUACGCGUGUUACGGGUCGUUUAAGGAGUCUCUGAAGGUCUAUAGGUUGAUGUUGAAGGAUGGGCCUAUGAAUUUGAAUCGUAUUACAUUCUCAACAAUGCUUAUAUUGUCAUCGAAUCAGGGUUCUAUUGAUUCGGGUAGACAAUUGCAUGGGCAGAUAGUCAAGUUUGGUUUUGAGUCAUAUGUUUUUGUGGGUAGUCCAUUGGUUGAUAUGUACUCAAAAGCAGGGUGGAUUGUUGAUGCGAAGCGUGUGUAUGAUGAAUUGCCCGAGAGGAACCUGGUUACCUGUAAUACAAUGAUAAUGGGUUUUCUGAGGUCUGGGAUGGUUGAAGAAUCGAAGCGUUUGUUUUACAGCAUGGCGGAAAAGGAUUCAAUUUCAUGGACAACGAUGAUUACUGGACUUGCACAGAAUGGAUUGGACAUUGAAGCUGUUGAUAUUUUCAGGAACAUGAGGUCUGAAGGCUUGAGAAUUGAUCAGUUUACUUUUGGAAGCAUAUUGACAGCUUGUGGUGCUCUUUUGGCCUUGAAAGAAGGCAGGCAGAUCCAUGCUUUUAUAAUUAGGACAGAUUUUGCGGAUAAUGUUUUUGUUGGUAGCGCCCUUGUUGACAUGUAUUCCAAGUGUAGGAGCAUAGCAUAUGCAGAAAGAGUUUUCAAAAGAAUGAGCUGCAAAAACGUUGUAUCGUGGACUGCAAUGGUAGUAGGCUAUGGCCAAAAUGGAUAUAGUGAAGAAGCUGUUCAGAUCUUCCAUGAAAUGCAAAGAGCUGGGAUAGAGCCAGAUGAUGUUACCCUAGGAAGUGUAAUUAGCUCAUGUGCUAAUCUUGCGAGCCUAGAAGAGGGUGCCCAAUUCCAUGGUCGAGCUUUGGUUUCAGGAUUGAUUUCCUUUAUUACAGUUUGUAACGCACUUGUUACGCUUUAUGGUAAAUGUGGGAGCAUAGAAGAGUCGCAUCAUUUGUUCAACGAAAUGAAGUUUAGGGAUGAAGUCUCUUGGACUGCACUGGUCUCCGGGUAUUCCCAGUUUGGAAAAGCCAAUGAAACAAUUGAGUUGUUUGAAAAAAUGAUGGCUUAUGGUCUACAACCUGACGAAGUUACUUUCGUUGGGGUUCUUUCAGCUUGCAGUAGGGCAGGCCUAGUUGAGAAAGGGUGUCAUUAUUUUGAUUCAAUGGUAGAGCAUGGCAUCACGCCAAUCCAAGAUCACUACACUUGUAUGAUUGAUCUUUUCAGCCGAGCCGGGAGGUUAGAAGAAGCCAUAAGUUUUAUCUCUAAGAUGCCAUGUAGUCCUGAUGCCAUUGGUUGGGCUACCUUGCUGAGCUCUUGUAGGGUUCAUGGUAACAUAGAAAUUGGGAAGUGGGCUGCAGAGUUUCUAAUAGAACUGGAACCACAGAACCCUGCAAUCUAUGUCUUGCUCUCGAGCAUGUAUGCUGCUAAGGAGAAGUGGGAUGAAGUGGCUCAUUUAAGAAGAGGAAUGAGAGAUCUGGGCAUCAGAAAGGAACCGGGAUAUAGUUGGAUCAAAUAUAAGGGCCAAGUACAUGCUUUUCGUGCUGAUGAUAAGUCAAAUCCACAUUCAGAUCAGAUAUAUGCUGAACUGGAGAAAUUAUAUUGCAAAAUGAUUGAGGAAGGUUAUGUGCCUGAUAUGACUUCUGUUCUACACAAUGUUGAGCAGUCAGAGAAGAUAAAAAUGCUUAAUCACCACAGCGAGAAGCUUGCGAUUGCCUUUGGGUUGAUUUUUAUUCCUCCUGGUAUGCCCAUACGAGUGGUCAAAAACCUCAGAGUAUGUGGGGAUUGCCAUAAUGCAACAAAAUUUAUUUCAAAGAUCACGGGGAGAGAGAUUCUUGUAAGAGAUGCUGCCCGGUAUCAUCUGAUCAAGGAUGGAAUUUGUUCAUGUGGUGAUUUCUGGUGAUUUAGAUUUCGUGGGAGUGUAAAGCUAGCUGUUCGAAAGGGCCCCAAGGAAAUAUCUUUGAAUCGAACUAGCUGCAGAAUGCAAAGGACCUGGCCUCUUCACUUGAGAAGUUGAAUGCCAUAGAAGCAUUGGAGGCCUAGUGUUUCGUGGAACUGCUAUGUGCAAUUCUUCCUAUGAUAAAAGCUUUACAAAACUGCCUGCUAAGCUAUGUGGCGGCAAUGUUUGUUUUAAAGAUACAGUAACCAAUUGACCAGGCUUCGAUUGAUUUAGAUUGUGACUAGGCAUCAUCAGUCUAGUUCCAGCAAGACACUGACAGCUUUUCUUUUCUUUUUUUUAUUGGGCUUCUGACAGGCUUUUGCCUGGGUCUUAAGAUUAUAUGUAAUUGACACAGAACUGAAGGAUUGGAACAACUGAUUCUGUUUUUUUUGGGUAAAAGGAAAGAUGUAACAGUGAGCAUAGUAAUUCUCUUUAAGCGUGACUAUGAGGGUAUUUUC
Diospyros lotus (date-plum) is the source of this 2729-nucleotide messenger RNA. RefSeq names its product putative pentatricopeptide repeat-containing protein At1g68930. Bases 1 to 2235 code for a protein of 744 amino acids. Lineage: Eukaryota; Viridiplantae; Streptophyta; Magnoliopsida; Ericales; Ebenaceae. Gene Ontology annotation, biological process: RNA modification. The record is from RefSeq and is a predicted model, not a curated record. The transcript has a single exon. Gene Ontology annotation, molecular function: protein binding; zinc ion binding; RNA binding.